CCUACAACUAAAACGUAACGCCCCCUUGAAAAGCAUUGAAUAAUUUCGUGAUUGAAAUCUGACAGCUGGAAAACAAUUAGAACCUAAUUUGAAACUUCACCAUCACCAUUUAAGUAUACUUUCCAUCGCUGCAGUUACGUUUUUUCAAUAUGUCCGCCAAUCUACCAAACGACGUUCUAAUUUUGAUUAAAGACAUACAGUCGGGACUGAAAAAUGUAAAUGUAAUUUUUAUCGUAUUGGAAAUAGGACGGGUGACAAAAACAAAGGAUGGACACGAAGUUCGAUCCUGUAAGGUGGCUGAUAAGAGUGGGUGUAUCACCUUAUCAGUAUGGGACGAGGUGGGUGGACUAAUACAGCCAGGAGACAUCAUCCGCCUAACACGAGGAUAUGCAUCACUGUGGAAGGGGUGCCUGACUCUCUAUACAGGAAGAGGAGGAGACCUACAGAAGAUAGGAGAGUUUUGCAUGCUUUUCUCUGAGGUGCCCAACUUUAGUGAACCAAACCCAGAGGUACUGGCCCAGGCUAACAAACCAUGUAAAAUUGAGUCCCUGAACAGUUCAUCUGUGAGUCAAAGCACUGCCUCCUCAAUCACUGCUCUCACCUACUCUUCAAAUAGCUGCUCUCCACUCUCUCGGAAUCCAACCUAUGGGAGUGCAGGACGACUGAACGGGCGUGGAACAGGAAAUCCUUGCACAGCCUCCAAACCGACUGUAUCCAGGGGCAAUGGAAGGGACCCAAGAAGGGCUGUGAAGCGGAAAUGAAACUUGUGUCUAAUGAGAAGGCAACUGUGGCUUCUUCUGACUUGCUUUGCUGUAUUGUUUUUAUUUGUAUUUUGCCAAAGUAUUUUUUUCUGCUAACAGUCAAUUUGUUACAUAGUGGUCACAAUUUAACAGAGAAUAACAUAUAUAGGAUAAAUAAAAUACAUUGGAGCCAAUAUAGUUGUUAGUAUUGAUCUAAAAAUCCUGUUGCCACCUCUAGUUGUUUGUACAAGAUUCAUACUGGUAGAUCUGCUCCUAUCAGAGUUGUAGAGGUUCAU
Messenger RNA from Esox lucius (northern pike), 1036 nucleotides. RefSeq names its product nucleic acid binding protein 1b (gene nabp1b). The record is from RefSeq and is a predicted model, not a curated record. Gene Ontology annotation, cellular component: SOSS complex. The coding region runs from base 150 to 761 and encodes 203 amino acids. Lineage: Eukaryota; Metazoa; Chordata; Actinopteri; Esociformes; Esocidae. Gene Ontology annotation, biological process: double-strand break repair via homologous recombination; mitotic cell cycle checkpoint signaling; response to ionizing radiation. Gene Ontology annotation, molecular function: DNA binding. The transcript has 6 exons.